Chanos chanos (milkfish) is the source of this 2205-nucleotide messenger RNA. Its product is annotated as CD82 antigen. The coding region runs from base 160 to 1209 and encodes 349 amino acids. The record is from RefSeq and is a predicted model, not a curated record. Gene Ontology annotation, cellular component: plasma membrane. The transcript is spliced from 9 exons. NCBI's taxonomy places the organism in Eukaryota, Metazoa, Chordata, Actinopteri, Gonorynchiformes, Chanidae.
ACUGCUGGUUUUACGGGAAUUCGUUCAGUAAAUUAAAUGAAGUUAAAUUAAGAUUGAGACUAACUGAACGAGAGAAACGGGACCUGUACUACAGAGAGAGAAACUGAGCCAGCAGGUCAUGACAGAAAAAUAGUAGAAAUAUCAAUUGCAUCACCCAAAAUGAAAGCAGAGGACAAACUUCAGAUUUUGAAAUUUGUUUUCUCUCUUUUCAACACAUUGUUUGUUAUUGUAGGUCUCAGCAUUUUUGGAUGUGCUGUAUGGAUUUUGUUUGAUGCAACCAAUUUCAUACAUGUAGUCAACUCUGGGGAACAUCUCCUGAUUGUGGCUGUAGGACUAUUUGUCAUUGGACUGGUUGUAGUCAUUGUAUCCCUGAUUGGUUGUACAGGGGUACAUUUAGAGAACAGAUGCUGUAUUGCAUUUUACAUGGGAUUCUUAGUUGCAGUUGCUCUUGGUCAGCUAUUUGUCACAUUUAUUUUGUUGUUUUACAGAAACAAGAUUGAUGAGCACCUAACUGAAACGGUUGAGGUCAUCAUCACUGAGUAUGGAAGCAAUAAAACACAGACCUCAUGGGAUCUUCUAGACAGCCUGCAACACACUGGUAAAUGCUGUGGUAUGAACAGUCCCUCUGACUGGCAGAUGAAUAAAUAUAUUCAGUCUCUGAAUAAGACAGAGGACAUGUAUCCUCGUUCCUGCUUUAACACCACCUGCCCGGGAAGCGAGAGCGAUCUCUUUUGGAAUUGCACAGAGAUCUAUACUGCGGGUUGUAAAGUGGCACUGAGUACUUGGCUAAAUGAGAAUGUGCUGGUGAUGGUUGGUAUGGACAUCGGACUGCUCCUCAUAGAGGUUCUUCAGUGUGUUCUGGGAAUAUACACCUUCCGGAGUAUCGGCCAAAAAAGUAAGGAGCAACUGUCCAAGAACCUGCUGAACUCUAUGGAAACUGAUCAGCAGUAUGACAGCAGUAAUGACCCAAAUUAUGACUUGGGUUAUGAUCCACAUCAUAAUAAUCCUAUGGAAAUUUAUGAUCAGAGUUAUGGUCAGGAUGACCAUGAGGGAGAUAGUCAGCACUACAGUCAAAAUCACAAUCAGAGCAACUUUCAGCAAUAUGACCCGGGUCAGAAUUACAGUCAAAAUUACAAUCAGAACAACUUUCAGCAAUAUGACCCGAGUCAGAAUUACAGUCAAAAUUACAAUCAGAACAACUUUCAGUAAUAUGACCCGAGUAAUGCUCCUAUUUAUGAGCAGCUGACUGAUCAGAAUAGCUAUUAAGGAACUCUUCAGAAUAACAAUUGUAGUAAUGUUCAGAAUUAUGAUGGAAGGUACAAUUAUGAUUUUUAAUAGUGCCACACCCUUGUAAUCACACACAUGCAUGUUUCUGUAGCACGCUAUAAUCCAUAGAGUUACACAACCACAUAUUCACAGCUAGCUGUAACUGCUUCUCUGUCAUCAUGCUCUCGGGUUUACACAUCUUAUACUUUAGUCACACUACCAUACUUAUUGCAAGAGAUGCCUGUACCACAUAAAUAUGAACAAUUCCAUUAUUAAUGGGUAGAAUGAUAAAACACGUAACAUAUCUGAUAACACAUCUUAAAUAAUUGUUAUUAUCUUAAAUAACUGCUAAUUCAUCUAAUGCAAGGUGGUGUGGUCUUCAUCCAGUAUCUGAAUUCAUUGUCCAGUGAGCUACUUUAAAAUGGAAUUACACAAAUUUUCUCUUGAUGUUAUUUAUUUUCAAUUAGACUUUUAUAAAAUUUGAUCGCUGGUAAGCACUAUACAAAUGAUGCUACACCAUAGACAAAAACAAACCCUAAAACAGUCAGUGUAUUUUAAAUGAAAGCAUAGAUUACUAUCAGUUGCUGUCAAGUAAAUGUAUUUAUGAAGUCGCCAAUUCGCCCAAAUGAAAAAACACAUUGUGAAGCAUUUAGUGAUUAAGUAUGCUAACAGAUUUGCUAUAUGUAGGGAAAGAAAUUAUAAGAUCAGUGACUAUUGUUUUGGCUGUUAUGUAGUUGGAAGGUCUUUCUUUUUGCUUUGUUUUGUUUUACAAACAUAGUUAAAAGGUUUUCUAUUUAAUGAACAAACGGACCAUAUCAAAUGUUAAUGCCUUUAUUUCUCAUUGUGAAAAUGCAUUACAUUUCACAAAGAUUGUUAAAUAUCCACAAUAGAAAUAUGAAUUACAAAACUUUGAAACUUACCAAUAAAAAUGACUGUAUA